Messenger RNA from Petromyzon marinus (sea lamprey), 2409 nucleotides. Its product is annotated as synaptotagmin-5-like. The record is from RefSeq and is a predicted model, not a curated record. Gene Ontology annotation, biological process: calcium ion-regulated exocytosis of neurotransmitter; synaptic vesicle endocytosis. Gene Ontology annotation, cellular component: dense core granule; plasma membrane; synaptic vesicle membrane. Lineage: Eukaryota; Metazoa; Chordata; Hyperoartia; Petromyzontiformes; Petromyzontidae. Gene Ontology annotation, molecular function: calcium-dependent phospholipid binding; phosphatidylserine binding; clathrin binding.
UGGAGAAUCACUCGGAAAACUAAUGCAGCUUACAUUUCUACUACUACUGCACUACGUAGCCAUUGGUUUUUCCAACAUUUGCCAUUACAGUAAAACUUCUAUAAUCCACGUUGAUGUGGGGAAAUAUAUUGGCAGAUCCUCUCACGCAUCAUACACCAUGAUAAAACAAAUUCGUCUCCUCCAUGAAAAUAAUUAUCAGAUAAUCGCAGAGUCGAGUUUUUAGCCGUGGUAGUCCUCAAAGCCACAAAAAUGUGCAGAUUUUAGGAGUUUUGCCUUGUUUGGCAUUGUACCCACAUAUAUAUGUGUUGUGCAGUACGACCACGCGGAGACGGUAUUUACUUUCAGGGCUGUUGCCGUUUAUUAACACUGUUCACACAACACUGUAACUCACACCAGAGGUAGGUGCUCUCUUUUCUUGGUCCUUAUCCUGGACACCGAACUCUAUAUUGUCCAGCCCUCGGCUAUCUCUUGGGCUCUCUCACUCGUCUGACCAGAGCGAGGGUUAAUCCAACACCGCCCGGCGACGAGGAGAGAGAACCCUCUCUCUCUCUCAGCCGAUUCUUACUGAUAACUCGGGGCCCUGCUCUCGGCUUUCCCUUGGCCCUCCCACUCGUCUGCACGGGAAAGGCGUUCAUCCAACAGCGCCCGGCGACGAGGAGGGAGAGACCUCUUCCAGCCGAUUCUUGCCCUGGUUCCCCACAACGACCACGCCUUCGUCACGGGGUCCCCCUCAAGACACCUUUGGCGGCUCCUCCCCCUAGCUCGGACCCGCCUUUGUUCCCGAAGAAUAUAAAGAAUUUAUUUAAAAUGUUACUGGACGAUGACAUUUUUAUCUCCACAACCAACACUUCAAGUCAAGAAAAUGUCAUAUCAACUGAAGCUCCACAGCCGAACACAUUCAGUCUUGUACAAAACACAAUGUUACCACCCAUAAAAAAUGGAUCACCUUUCAAAAUUCCAUUCCCGUACUGGAUGUUGAUCACGAGCGCUGCUGUAGCUGCGUUGUUUUCGCUCGUCUGCUGCUGUUGCAUUUGGAAAAGCUGCUGCUCAAAGAAAAAAGAAAAGGAAAAGAACACUUUAAAAUUAAAAGAGCCCAAAAAACCCAAGAUGUUCAAAAAUAAGGUGCAGCCAGACUUGGAAGACAUUGAUCCUGGCUUCAUUGAAGACAUCUAUAAAGAAAACACUCUUGGACGUCUGCAAUUCUCGCUGGAUUAUAACCUAAAAACAAGCCAGUUUACUGUGGGAAUCUUGCAGGCAACAGACCUCGCAGCAAUGGACAUCGGAGGCAUGUCCGAUCCAUACGUUAGAGUGUACUUACUCCCUCACAAGAAAAAGAAAUUUGAAACAAGUGUGCACAGGAAAACUUUGAACCCGAUAUUUGAGGAAAAAUUUACAUUUACGGUUCCUUUUGAAGAGCUUGUGGAGCGGGUGUUGGUAAUGGUGGUUUAUGACUUUGACAGAUUUUCCAGACAUGAUAUAAUUGGAGAACUGAGAAUACCUUUGAGCUCAGUGGAUUUAUCACACUCAGUAGAGGAAUGGCGAGAUCUACAAAAAACUGAGAAAGAUGAUCAAGACAGAUUGGGAGAUAUUUGCUUUUCUUUGAGAUAUAUACCAUCAACCGGAAAGUUAACCAUUGUUAUUCUCGAAGCAAAAAACUUAAAGGUCAUGGACGUCAGUGGAGCUUCAGACCCUUACGUCAAAAUCCAAGUCAUGGAGGGAGGAAUAAGACUGAAGAAAAAGAAAACAACUGUCAAGAAAAAGGCACUAAAUCCGUACUUCAAUGAGGCGUUUUCAUUUGAUAUUCCAUUUGAGAACAUAGAGAAAAUCCAGCUGGUUUUCUCAGUGAUGGACUAUGACAGCCUGAGCCGGAAUGACGCGAUUGGGAAGGUGUAUGUGGGCUGUGGAGCCGCGGGCGCCGGCCACCGCCACUGGUCAGACAUGCUCGCCAAUCCUCGCCGGCCCAUCACACAGUGGCAUACAUUGCAGCCUGUGGAGGAGGUCAAGGCCUCGCUGGGGAAGCUGGAUACUCCUCUACCAUAACAUCCGCACCACCCAGAUUAUGGUUUAUCAACAGGUCGACCUCUGUAGUCUCUCAACCUCACUUCACAUAUAUAGUAUAUCAUCGAUUAUCCUGCGGCUUCGGGAGAAGGGAGCGCCGAAUUUUCAAAAACGCCGGAUAAUCACAACAUUUAAAAUACUGCAGCUUAUUUUUGCACGUUCUUGUAUAGCAUGUGUUUAGGUGUUGUGUUUAUGCUCUUGUGCUUUAAAUGUGUUCACUAUAUGAAACUGGCAUAAAUAACCAUCUUGAUUUGAAGCUUUCGUGACUGCAGGAAUCCAUACUCUUUGGUUCUUUCGGUAAAGUCCUAUCUUACAGUUACAGGCUAAUUUCUCACAUUAACAUCAUGCUAA